CAAGAAACAAGAAACUUCCCAAGUUGUGAAUCGACUAACCUUACCUUGUAAACGGUUGAAUUAAGUUCAAUUAGCUCGAUUAACUCUACCAAUUCAACUAUAAUCCACAUUUUCAACUUUUCCAUCCAAGACAAACCUGAACUUUUUCCAAGAAUUGAAAGGAGUCAAACAAGCAAAACGAGCAAGACAAGCAAAAUAAGUAAAAGCAACUUCCUCAAGAACCAUUAUUGGCAAUCUGGGCACACUGAACGCUUUGCUACUGUACUACUUUUUUUGCUACAGUCAAUGUCAGUCAUUCGUACAACUUGUACAAGAUAAUUACGUACCAAAACCAUCUGGCUUAAUCAAGCAUUGCCCACCUGAUCCAAUUUACUAGGAUCCUGAAUCAAUUACAGGGAUACAAAUCGAAGGGGACUUGCGUCUCUUGACGAUCCCUUCGAAUGUCGCUCCGCCUUAUUACCGUGGGGAAUGUGAAAUUCAUUGCUACCAUAUUUACUGCCCAAAUCACGUCCGUAACUCAAGGAAGAAGCUACUGAGCUUCUACCAAGCGUGAGGGCACAGAAAUCCUAUCAUACCUAUAACCAAUUUUAUAAAAUAUAUGCGCAACAAGCCCGUCUCAUGGCGACAGUAGGAGGACCUCAGGAAUUUGAUGACUUCGGUCUCCCCAUUCCGAAAUACGUAAGCCCAACAGUGGCUGAACCAGAUGGCGAUAAGAGUGAACCAAGCAAUGCGACAGAGAGCAGCUCGAAUACAUCGAAGAAGGAAAUAGAGAGGUCAGAGAAAUCAGAGAUUACCACGGACUCUGGGAAGGUGAAGGAGGAAGGAAAGGACACAGCAAACUCUGGCUUGAAACCUCCCAAACGAAGUACGAAAUCCCAAAAUGCAUCUGCUGGUAACAGCGAUGACGACGACUUCCAAAGCGCGCCCUCUACACCCAUACCAGAAACUAUCCUCCAGGUCGAGUCCAAAGAAGACGACGAAGCCAAGACACCUAUGCCCACGCAGAUCGAGUUCAAAAAGGAAACAAACACCCCAAAAUUUGAGCCAACAAAGGAUGAGCCCAAAAACCAGCCGAAAGAAGGCUCGGAAUCUUACGAGAAUGCAGACCUGUCGCAAAAGUCUAAGCGCAGAAACACCUUAGAUAAGAAAGUACAAGCUAUAUCAGGGCCAAGCAUCACACAGAUUGAAGCCAGCAAACAUGCGAACGAAGCAAAGAAACCACCUCGAAUUGACCAUAGUCGAGAUACCAGCAUAGCGAGUUCGAGUCAUGAAAUCUCCGAAUUUUCUCACCAACAGCUUACCACACAUCACGAGGAGAAACAAGCCGACACCGAUGAAGAAUGGCAAGCUAUGCCAGCAUACGCACCUUACGAUAUAUACGACGAUGACAACAGGCUAGUAGCCAAAGAGCACAACCCUGAUGAGGAUGAAAAUUAUGGAUAUGCGGGGCUUGGUGGCGCUGGUAAGGGGUAUACAAGAGUAUUAGACGACGAGGAUGCUCAGUCAGAAACCAGCAUGGAUGAUAAUACACGAUACCUGUUCAAGGAUCCCAAGAGUACGAGUAUGACAGAAAUGGACGACGAACAACGAGAUGCCCUCUCUCAACUACAGGCUACGAAAGACCUGCUAACCGAGGGGCAAAGGAUUGCAUAUGUUGGAAUAACCCGUCUAGAGCUAUCUGAAAUGAUCAAGGAGGCCGAGACCAUUGAGCAGCCGAAGAAAAUCAAGAAGGAGGUUCAGGUUGCUGCUGAAGCAAUGAGGAUGUGGUCUCAAAAGAUUAUGGUUCGACUGUACGCCCAUAUGGAAAUUACAGCUGCGGAACAAAUCAUGAUAGAGCAGUUAGCCGAACACGGCGUCAUGCCCAAAGAUCUCACCCCGGUCCUCAUGCAGAACGCAAGAGUCAAGAACCCAAUGGCGGAGGAUGAUCGAUUCUCUACAACAAGUCUAUCCCUAAAAAGUCCACGGUCAUCUCUUUCAAGUCCAGUGUCUUCUAGGGCAGGUACAGAACCUCCACCAUAUGAAAGUAACGAGGGCGAGGACAUGCCAGAGGUUAGGAUGCCCUCCCAGUUACCAAGCACCGAGAAGAUUGAUAUCGAUCUGCGGUGGACCGUCCUUUGCGAUCUCUUUUUAGUAUUGAUCGCAGAUUCAAUCUACGAUGCUAGAUCACGAGUCCUGCUCGAAAGAGUCAGCAAAAACUUGGAAAUCCCUUGGAUAGAUAUAUGCAGAUUUGAGAAGCGUGUUACCGACGCUUUGGAAAUGCAACAGCAAGCAGAAAGAGAGAACUGGAACGAGGAAGAACACCUCGAAAAUAGGAGGAAGCUCGCGCUCAAAAAAAGAUAUGUCAUGAUGGGCUUAGCCACUGUCGGAGGAGGUUUGGUCAUCGGUCUCUCUGCCGGGCUCCUAGCACCUCUUAUCGGCGCCGGUCUCGCCGCCGGCUUUACAACGAUCGGCGUAGGUGGUACAAGCUCUUUCUUGGCAGGAGCGGGAGGAGCGGCCAUCAUCACCUCGGGCGCCGCGGCUUCUGGUAGUUUCAUGGGCGGCAAGGCUGCAAAUAGACGGACAGGGGCCGUAAAAACAUUCGAGUAUCGGCCACUGCACAACAACAAACGUGUCAACCUGAUUGUAACCAUUUCCGGGUGGAUGACGAGUAAGGUUGAUGAUGUUCGUCUACCUUUUAGUACCAUUGAUCCAAUAAUGGGUGAUAUCUACUCCAUCUUGUGGGAGCCAGAGAUGUUAACUAGCAUGGGUGACACCAUCAACAUAUUAGCAACAGAGGCUCUCACACAAGGACUACAACAAGUUCUCGGCAGCACCAUAUUGAUUAGUCUCAUGGCUGCCUUACAAUUACCUGUGGUUUUAUCGAAACUUACCUACUUGAUUGAUAACCCCUGGGCCGUAUCUCUAGAUCGUGCGUGGGCUGCUGGCCUUAUCCUUGCUGACUCACUGAUUGAUAGAAACUUGGGUACUCGCCCUAUCACCUUGGUCGGGUACUCUCUAGGCUCGCGAGUCAUCUUUGCCUGUCUUCUCGAACUUGCACGAAAGGGUGCAUACGGGUUAAUUCAAAAUGUGUAUAUCUUUGGCUCGCCCAUCGUCAUAAAGAAGGAGGAAUUUCUUAGGGCUCGCACCGUCGUGGCCGGUAGGUUUGUAAAUGGCUACAACAGAACGGAUUGGAUUCUAGGUUACCUCUUCCGCUUGACCAAUGGUGGAAUUCGCCGGAUUGCCGGUUUAGCCACUGUAGAGGGUAUACCAGGCUUAGAAAACAUCGACUGCACAGAGUUUGUGACUGGCCAUAUGGAGUAUCGUGCAGCGAUGCCCAAGCUCCUUAGGCAAUGCGGCUGGCUUGUCGAGAGCGAUGAGUUCGGCGAGAUCGAGGACCCAGAUCCAGAUCGACACAGAGAGCGGCAAAAGGAACUCAUUAGCGAGAUUGAAGAAGCUCGCAAAGAGCUCGAAAACGACAGCUCCUCGAAAAAGGGGGGUUGGGGUAUCUUCGGUCGGAAAAAGAAGACCUCGCGCCAGGAAUGGGAGGUUUACGAAGACAUGAAAAAGGGGCCAGUUGCAUCGGACAAGACGGAAGACCAGGAAGGUAACAACCACGGCGUCCUAUUCGAUGUCGACGCCAUCCGAGCCGAACUAGCGAGGGAGAAAGAAGAGGAACUAGAAGUGAAGGAGCUAAAGUCCACGCUACCACCAAUGAAACUCGAUCUCUCCCCGCCACCAGCGUCGUCAGCCAACCCCCGAGGUAGCCUACGCGAGACAAAGAGUGAAGUAGGGGUUUACAGAAGUUCAUCAUACGAUUAUAGGAAUUCACAAGAACGUACACCUACAACAGCAUACCCUUCAUCCCGAGGGUUAGGCUUGGGGUACAACCCCUCACCGGUUGAAGAUGAGAUAGAGAUGACCUUUGACACGUCGUUCACGGAGAAGCCGCUCCCUCCACCAUCUCCACCACCCAAGGACUUCCCUCCAUUGACGAGGCCUGAUAUUAAGACCACUCAGACAGCGCCUAAUUUAGCGAUGAAGGAUCCAUGGGCAGAUGAUGAUGAUGAGGAGUUUGGGAAAGAAAAAGAGAUAUCUAUGACUUUUGCGUAGUAUGAUCAUCUGCGAAGGAGAUAGGGGUUGGGUCGUUGGUUGUAACAUACAUGCCUAUCAAGUCGCGACGGAUUUAUAUAUCCGUCUGUUUAUCUUUUAUUCGGCCUUUUUUUCUUGAUAGCGCGAGCUGCAUUUAUGCUUUUACGCAUGCAUUUUCCGGGGACACAUUGAUUCGGCGUUUCUUUCAGAUACUUAUGGGAAGGUUGGACGUUCUCGAUUUCAUCCAUAUUUCUAAGGGGAUAUUUUAUUCGACCGAGAUUGGUGAGAAGUACCCCAGCAAUAGGUAUACUAACCACUACCGGCGCCAGCCACGACGUCGCUGCUAGUGAUGGCAGGACAUCGGGGCUACGCGAGUAGGUGGUAGUAGGGGGUGAUUGAGGGGUCAGGGUAUGCGCAGAGGGA
Molecule: messenger RNA, 4491 nt
Organism: Hypoxylon fragiforme
Lineage: Eukaryota; Fungi; Ascomycota; Sordariomycetes; Xylariales; Hypoxylaceae
Product: DUF726-domain-containing protein
Exons: 2
Coding region: 619-4089 (1156 amino acids)
Source: RefSeq, a predicted model, not a curated record